Molecule: messenger RNA, 949 nt
Organism: Selaginella moellendorffii
Lineage: Eukaryota; Viridiplantae; Streptophyta; Lycopodiopsida; Selaginellales; Selaginellaceae
Product: ras-related protein RABA1f
Exons: 3
Coding region: 132-785 (217 amino acids)
Cellular component (GO): endosome
Molecular function (GO): GTPase activity; GTP binding
Source: RefSeq, a predicted model, not a curated record
AGCUUCUAGGGUUUAUAGGGAGGAAGUGUUUAUUUCUUUUAGCGCCUUGCCGCCUUUGCUGAUCGAUCUCCCCAGCUCCGGGGGCAUUUUCCUCGCCUCGAUCUCGGUCGCGCAGCGAGAGAUCCAGCGCCAUGGCGUACAGAUCGGACGAGGACUACGAUUAUCUCUUCAAGGUAGUGCUGAUUGGGGACUCCGGCGUCGGCAAAUCCAACCUCCUCUCCAGAUUCACGCGCAACGAGUUCAGCCUCGAGUCCAAAUCCACCAUCGGCGUCGAGUUCGCCACGCGCAGCAUCAACGUCGACGGCAAGCUCGUCAAGGCACAGAUUUGGGACACGGCAGGCCAGGAGAGGUAUCGGGCCAUCACCAGCGCCUACUACCGCGGCGCCGUGGGAGCCCUACUCGUCUACGACAUCACCCGGCCCGUCACGUAUGAAAAUGUGGAGCGCUGGCUCAAGGAGCUCAAAGACCACACCGAUUCCAACAUCGUGGUGAUGCUGGUGGGGAAUAAGUCCGAUUUGCGCCACCUCCGGGCCGUGUCCACCGAGGACGGCCAGGCCUUUUCGGAGCGCGAGGGGCUCUACUUCAUGGAGACGUCCGCCCUCGAGUCCACCAAUGUGGAGAACGCGUUCAAGCAGAUACUGACACAGAUUUACCGGGUGGUGAGCAAGAAGGCGCUCGACGUUGGCGAGGAUCCAUCCGCGGCCCCUGCCAAGGGCCAGACCAUCAACGUUGGCGGCAAGGACGAUGUGACCGCGACCAAGAAGGUUGGGUGCUGCUCGGCGUGAAGGAUCUCUAGCUGGUUUCGAUCGAUCCAUCUGGGUAGCAAUGUUUAGAUCACGCGUCAAGGCUUGGGUGGUUCUCUGAUAGCUACGAAUUCUUUUGCUCCUUCUAGGUAGCAGAUUCUUUAAAUACUUUUUUCUCUCUUCAACUACUUUCGUGUGUGCUUUUA